AUGGUGAGCUUCAGGCAUGAGCCGGGUCCCGCACCUCAGCAGCCCGCUCAGCGUUACAACGUGGACUGCGGUGCAAUACACGACAUGGACCCUGUGGAAGUGGGGAGAGCUUUGGUGCUGAGAAAGAAAGUUGAGGUGGAAAGUGACGAAAGUCUGCAUUAUCUCACCGCAGACUGCAGCGCGUUCCUUGAGGAAUUUGUGGAGUACAUGCAAACUUCUGAUGUGGUCAAAGAUUUCCUGGCGUGGUCCGAGGACACCUACUCCCCAGACGAAUUCUUCUGGGCAACUCUUGUGCGUAUACCCGGGGUCCCAGGGGAGGUUCCCAGGUCAGAGCCAGAUAUCACUGAUCUGAUGAGUAAGACGAGGCUGGUCAAGUGGUCAUACCUGGAGGAGAGCCUGUACCCACCCUGCACUGGUCAACACAGACGCAGUGUUUGCAUCUAUGGUGUGGGGGAAUUGCAUUGGCUUCUCAACUACGGCCACUGGUUUGCGAACAAGUUUGACCCUGCAGUGGACCUUGUUAUCAUUCAGUGCCUUGAGGAGAAUCUACAGAAAAAGCAAACGUUCCUUCAGUCUCUUGUAUCGUCUGUGUGCUAA
This is a messenger RNA of Knipowitschia caucasica, 597 nucleotides long. Lineage: Eukaryota; Metazoa; Chordata; Actinopteri; Gobiiformes; Gobiidae. The record is from the annotation of a GenBank genome assembly.